AUGUGGAUUGUGGCCGGACCUGGUAUUUUUACCCGAUUUUCAUCAUUCGGAGUAAGCGUCAUUAGCCAGGCAUUUGUUGGCCAUAUUGGCUCCACAGAACUUGCUGCCUAUGCUCUGGUGUCUACUGUUCUGCUGAGGUUUGCCAAUGGGAUUGUGGCACAGAGUAAGAACAUGAUUAUUACAUACUUGGCAGCGCUGUCGCUAUCAAUGCACGUCUUUCUCUCAUGGCUUUUAACAGUUAAGUACAAGUUUGGGAUUACCGGCGCUAUGGUAUCCACAAUUUUGGCAUACUGGAUCCCUAAUGUGGGUCAGCUAAUAUUUGUUCUCUCUGGAGGAUGUCGGGAAACAUGGAAAGGUUUUUCGUUUCUAGCUUUCGAGGAUCUUUGGCCAAUAGUCAAGCUUUCUUUAUCAUCUGGUGCAAUGCUCUGUCUUGAACUCUGGUACGACACAAUACUGAUUCUUUUGACUGGAAAUCUGAAAAAUGCCGAGGUUGCAAUUGAUGCUCUUUCUAUAUGUCUUAACAUCAAUGGUUGGGAAAUGAUGAUUUCUCUUGGCUUCUUGGCUGCAGCAAGUGUUCGUGUCUCAAAUGAGCUUGGAAGUAGGAACUCUAAAGCUGCGAAGUUUUCAAUCAUUGUGACAGUGUUAACAUCAUUAGUCAUUGGACUAGUUCUAUUUGUAUUUUUCUUGUUCUUUCGUGGACGUCUAGCUUACAUCUUCACUAAAAGUCAAGAUGUGGCCAAGGCAGUUGCUCAUUUGUCGCCUCUCCUGGCAUUUUCCAUACUUUUGAACAGUGUUCAACCAGUUCUUUCUGGUGUUUCCAUAGGGGCUGGACUGCAGAGCACGAUAGCAUAUGUUAACAUAGGAUCCUAUUACAUCAUAGGAAUUCCUGUUGGAGUUGUGCUUGGUUAUGUUAUCAAACUACAAGUUGAAGGUGUUUGGAUUGGAAUGAUAUUUGGCACACUUGUCCAAACUAUCAUACUUGUAAUAAUAACUUCCAAAACUGAUUGGGAUAAACAGGUGGCUAUUGCUCAUAGACGGGUUAAUAGAUGGUUUGUGGAAGCUGAAACCGGUACAAAUUCGAGGUCAACUGCCUGA
Fraxinus pennsylvanica is the source of this 1095-nucleotide messenger RNA. NCBI's taxonomy places the organism in Eukaryota, Viridiplantae, Streptophyta, Magnoliopsida, Lamiales, Oleaceae. The record is from the annotation of a GenBank genome assembly.